Molecule: messenger RNA, 1020 nt
Organism: Tauraco erythrolophus (red-crested turaco)
Lineage: Eukaryota; Metazoa; Chordata; Aves; Musophagiformes; Musophagidae
Source: RefSeq, a predicted model, not a curated record
AAACUCGAGGGCUCGCGGUGCCGGGGGCAGCUCCUCAUCUUCGGUGCCACCAACUGGGACUUGAUCGGCCGCAAAGAAGUGCCUAAGCAGCAAGUUGCCUAUCGGAAUCUGGGCCAGACGCACCGCUACGGGUGCCUGGCCGGCGUUCAGGUCCGCAGCGUGGUUUCGGGACCCUGCGCCGCUCACAGCCUCCUCAUCACCGCCGAGGGAAAGCUCUGGAGCUGGGGUCGCAAUGAAAAAGGCCAGUUGGGACACGGGGACACGAAGCGGGUGGAAGCCCCGAAGCUCAUCGAGGUGUUGGGGGGCGAAGCCAUCGUGCUGGCAGCCUGCGGCCGCAACCACACCCUGGCACUUACAGAGAGCGGGUCGGUGUUCGCCUUCGGGGAGAAUAAAAUGGGGCAGUUGGGGUUGGGGAACCAGACGGACGCCGUGCCCAGUCCUACGCAGAUCAUGUACAACGGGCAGCCCAUCACCAAACUGGCCUGCGGAGCCGAGUUCAGCAUGAUCAUGGAUUGCAAAGGAAACCUCUACUCCUUCGGGUGCCCCGAGUAUGGGCAGUUGGGGCAUAAUUCGGACGGGAAAUUCAUCGCCCGGGCGCAGCGGAUCGAGUACGACUGCGAGCUGGUGCCGCGCCGUGUGGCCAUCUUCAUCGAGAAGACCAAGGAUGGGCAGAUCCUGCCCGUCCCCAACGUGGUGGUGCGGGACGUGGCGUGCGGGGCCAACCACACGCUGGUGCUGGACUCGCAGAAGCGCGUUUUCUCCUGGGGUUUCGGGGGCUACGGGCGGCUGGGCCACGCCGAGCAGAAGGACGAGAUGGUGCCCCGGUUGGUGAAGCUCUUCGACUUCCCGGGGCGCGGGGCGGCGCAGAUCUACGCCGGCUACACCUGCUCCUUCGCCGUCAGCGAGACAGGCGGUUUGUUUUUUUGGGGUGCCACCAACACCUCCCGGGAGUCCACCAUGUACCCCAAAGCGGUGCAGGACCUCUGCGGCUGGAAAAUCCGCAGCCUGGCCUGUGGGUAA